Messenger RNA from Pogoniulus pusillus (Red-fronted tinkerbird), 5586 nucleotides. It is a transcript of the gene WDR90, whose product is annotated as WD repeat domain 90. The record is from RefSeq and is a predicted model, not a curated record. The transcript is spliced from 42 exons. Gene Ontology annotation, molecular function: protein binding. Bases 1 to 5382 code for a protein of 1793 amino acids. NCBI's taxonomy places the organism in Eukaryota, Metazoa, Chordata, Aves, Piciformes, Lybiidae. Gene Ontology annotation, cellular component: centriole.
AUGGCGGCAGGGCACCGAGCCGGGGCAGCGAGGGCGCCGCGGAGGUGGAGGACUCGGAGCACGAAGGUGGCGGAGGGCAGGGGACCUCGGGACGGGGCAUCAGCAGCGGGGGUAGCCCGGACAGGACUACCCCCCCUCAGCCCUCCCGCGGUGCCGGCAGCUUGGCAGCGCCCAUACCUCAACAUCUUCAAGCACUUCCGCGUGGACGAGUGGAAGCGCUCAGCCAAGGAGGGGGACGUGGCCGCCCUCACGGAUGCCAGGCUGAAGGCAACUGUCUACCGGAUCCGGGGCUCCCUCCCCAGCAGCAGCUACCUGCAGCUGCCCCGCACCGGGACGCUGGGGCUGGGUGGACGCUUCCUCUACCUGCUCUUCAGGCCCGUGCCCCACAGGCACUUCGUGGUCCACCUGGAUGUCACCACCGAGGACCAGCAGGUGGUCCGCAUCUCCUUCUCCACCCUCUUCAAGGAGUUCAAGUUCACGGCCACCUGGCUGCAGUUCCCCUUCGUCUGUGGAGCUGCUGAGGGCUCAGCAGCGGGUGCCCAGCCGGGCAGGCGUGCUCUGGUGGGAGCUGCCCCUGGUGCUGUGCGCUGGACCUGCCUGGUGCUGGACCUUCCCUCCAUCCUCUCCCUCUACCUCAGCCGCCGCUACAGCCACCUGAAGAGCAUCAAACUCUGCUGCAGCCUGCUGGUGAGAAACCUCUGCACCAGCGACCUGCUCUUUGACCCAGGUGUAACCUUCUCCGAGGCACGGCAAGCUGGCCUGCUGUGCCAUGGGGUCGUUCCCAUGCCUCGGGAAAUGGCAUUUCCUGUGCCCAAGGGGCAGAGUUGGCAUGACCUCUACGACUACAUCAGGUUCCCAUCCGAGGGCUGCGAGCUGCCGUCCAGCUCCAUCGGGAAGAGCUGUCCGGACCCAGCGGCAGAGCAGAGGCUGCACAGCCUGCGGAACGUGGAGCAGUCACCAGCGGGCAGCAAUGGUGGUACCCAGCUGGGCCCUCCCCAGGGCAGCGAAGGCACCAGCACAGCUGCCCACACUGGCUCAGAGCAGAGGCUCUUCCCAGAUCCCAUCCUGAGGCUGAAGACGAUCAUUGGCUUUGGAGGCUGCAGCACCAAGUGGGCUCUGUGGACUCAGGACAGUGCUGCAGUGGUGUACCCCUGCCAUGCAGUGAUAGUGACCCUGCAGAUCCAGACUGGAGAGCAGAGGUUCUUCAUCGGGCACACAGAUAAGGUCUCGGCGCUGGCCCUGGACCGCAGCUGCACCUUGCUGGCAUCGGCACAGCUCGGAGCCCUCAGCCUGGGACGUCUCUGGCACUUCCCCACGGGCAGCUGCCUCUCAGUCUUCCAAACCCACGUCCACUCUCUGUGCUCGCUGAGCUUCUCGGGCAGCGGAGCCCUGCUGUGCGGGCUGGGCAAGGACGGGCACGGCAGAACGAUGGUGGUGGUGUGGAACACUGCUCAGGUGGCCUGUGGUGGAGAGGUGGCUGUGCUGGCCAAAGCACACACAGAUGUGGACAUCCAGACCUUGAAGAUUGCUUUUUUUGAUGACACCAGGCUGGCAUCGUGCGGCAAGGACAACGUGCGGCUGUGGCGCCUGCGCGGCGGUGCCCUGCGCUCCUGCCCCCUCAGCCUGGCACAUCACCAGCCCCUGGACUGCACCGACCUGGCCUUCCACCUGCAGGAGCACACUCUCUUUGUCAGCAGCAGAAGUGGCCACAUCCUGGAGGUGGACUACAGGAGGGUCUGCGUGAGGAGCGUGCGGCGGCUGCUGCCCGUGCGGCCCCUGGACGGGGCUGGCAGUGCCACAGGCCCUGGGAUUGCUAUCAGCAGCAUCAGCAUCUCCUCAGGCUUCUGUGCCACGGGCUCAGAGGAUGGCUACCUGAGGCUGUGGCCCCUGGACUUCUCUGCCAUUGUCUUAGAGGCAGAGCAAGAGGCUCCACUCAGCUCGGUCAGCAUCAGCCCCGACAGCAGCAAAGUGCUGUGCAGCACCAGCACAGGCAGGCUGAGCUGCCUGCACAUCCCCUCCGGGCACUGCUGCACCCUGAUGCCCUCCCACGGCGGCUCUGUGCUGGCAUUCUCCAUGGAAGGGCUCUGGGAGCUGCUGGCAACAGUGUCCCAGGACAGCACCAUCCGGGUCUGGGAUCUUUGCUCCAUGCAGCAGCUCUACGAGUUCAGCAGUGCUGAGGACCUGCCCUGUGCUGUGGCCUUGCAUCCAACCCAGCAGCUCCUGGCUUGUGGCUUCAGAAGUGGCAAGGUGCAGACCUUCAGCCUGGCUGCCUCCGACCUCCUGGUGGAGCACAAGCAGCACCAGGCUGGGAUCAGUGGCCUGACCUUCUCUCCAGAUGGCCACUUCAUGUUCAGCUGCUGUGUGCAGGGAACUCUGGCUCUUUACAGCUGUCUGGCAGAGAAAAGCCAUGUCCUGAGGGUGCUGGGCGGGGCACUGGCAGGGGGCACGGGCAGCGGCGCGGGCACGCUGGCGGUCAGCCAGGACAGUCGGCUGCUGGCCUGCCUGGGGCCCUCCAGGCACCUGGUGACUGUGAUGGAAGCCUGCUCCCUGGACCAGCUGCUGAGAGUGGACAUCAGCACCUUGGGUUUGAACAGCAGGGCCUUGGACUCUGCAAGGAGGAUCUGCUUUGCUCCAGUGCCUCCAGGAGAGCUCCUGGUGUCCACUUCUUCUGGCCAAAUCCUCGUGCUUGCUGCAGACACAGGGCAGCUGCUGCGCCAGGUGCCUGCUGUGCAGAAGCUGUGCUGCUCCUCCUUGGCUCUGAGCAAGGACAGCAGCUACCUGCUCACUGCCAGCGACAGGGUGGUCAGAGUCUGCAACUACAAGAAGCCCUUUGGUGGCAACUGCCAGGUGUACAUCGGGCACUCGGAGCCGGUGUGCCAGGUGGCCUUCACCCCAGACCAGCGGCACGUCCUCAGCGUGGGAGAUGCCAUCUUCCUCUGGGAAUUCCUGGCUCUGCCUGCAGAGAGGGCACCCCUGGCUGGCCCUCCUUCCUCCCGGGCCACCCUGAUGCCAGGAGCAGGAGGGAGCCCAGAGAAGCUGAAGGAUGCCUCUGAGGGCCCUCGGCAGAUGGUUCCUCGGCCGUUGCUGUCCUCACCACCACGUUUGGAUGCCAGCUCUGCCCUCCAAGCAGGAUGUCCAAGUGUUUCCCCUGAGUGGGACACAGAGGAGGAAGCAGAGCUGCUGGACAGCAAGGUGGUGAGGAAUGGAGAUAAGGAUGCCUCGGUGCUGGAGCCAGUCAGCAAGGAGGAGCUGCUGGUUGUGAGGCCCAGAGAGAGGCAGGAGAGCUGGAGGACUCCAGAGGAAUCAGCAGCAGGCAGUCGGCAGCCCAGGAGCCCCGGGCGGGGGCAGCGCCUGCGCCCAGCCUGCUACCGGCACUUCGCUGCUCGCUCCAAGGCAUCGCUGCUGCCCGAGAGCUUUUCAUCUCCUCCAGCUGGCAGGGAGACGCUGAAGCUGCGAGCAGUGCUGGGCUGCAAUGGGAAUGGCAGAGGGAAUAUGGUGUGGGACCCUGACACAGGAUUCUUUGCCUACACCUCUGGCUGCCUCAUCGUGGUGGAGGACCUGCACUCAGGGGCUCAGAGCCACUGGCAUGGCCACACAGAGGAGAUCUCCACACUGGCCCUUAGCCACGAUGCCCAGCUUCUGGCCUCUGCCUCAGGAAGGAGGGAUGGGGACUCCCACUGUCAGAUCUGCAUCUGGAAGGCCCAGGAUGGGGCUUGCACAGCAAGACUCUCCCACCACAAGACCCAAAUACAGGCCAUGGCCUUCUCCAGGGAUGACAUGAUCCUGGUGACCCUAGGAGACUACAGGGACCAGACCAUUGCUCUGUGGAACACCUACACCCACCAGCUCCUGGCAUCUGCUGGCAUCCCAGAGCCAGCCCACGAGGUGGCCUUCAAUCCUCUGUGCCACAGGGACUUGGCCUGUGUGGGGAAGGGAGCUCUGAUGUUUUGGCUGCUGGAGGAGCAGGGAGCUGCUGUCCAUCUCAAGGUUCACCAGGCCCCAGCCCCGGAUGUCCUAGGCCCAGUGGAGCUGACCUCUCUCUGCUAUGGUGCCAGCCCUCUGCUCUACAGUGGCACCAGCUCAGGGCACAUCUGUGUGUGGGACACUCAGGCCAAUUGUUGCUUCCUGACGUGGGAGGCUGACGAGGGUGAGAUCGGUGUCCUGCUGUGCCAGCACCACAGGCUGCUCAGUGGCAGCAGCACCAAACGCAUCCGGCUGUGGGCAGUGGGCACCGUGCAGGAGCUACGGCUGAAAGGUCCUGAUGCCAGGUCUAGCUCAGUGCUGCUCGAGCAGGAGCUCAGCCUCGAUGGGCCCAUAGUGAGCGCAGCCUUUGACGAGUGCCUGGAGAUGGGCAUCGUGGGCACCACGGCAGGAACCCUCUGGUACAUCAACUGGGCAGAGAGCACCAGCACCCGCCUCGUCAGCGGCCACAAGGACAAGGUGACUGCGCUGUGCUUCAGCCCCGAGGAGACUCACUGUGCCAGCUGCAGCGAGGAUGGCAGCCUCAGGGUGUGGGCUCUGGGCAGCCUGGAGCUGGUGGUGCAGUUCCAGGUGCUCAACCAGAGCUGCCAGUGCCUGGCCUGGAAGCCUCAGCCCGUGGCUGCGUGGGGAGCUGAGAGCCAGCAGGUGGUGGCAGGGUACAGCGAUGGCACCAUCCGAGUGUUCAGCAUCUCCAGGACAGAGCUGGAGCUGAAGAUGUGCCCCCAUGGCACCGCGGUGACAGCCGUUGCCUACUCCACAGAUGGAGAAAUGAUCUUGUCCGGGGCUCAGGAUGGGCUGGUGGCUGUCAGCAGCCUUCGCACCGGAGUGACCCUUCAUGUCCUGCCUGACCACAGAGGCUCUCCCAUCACUGCCCUCCAGUGCACCAGGCAGCAGCAGGCUGGCUCGGGGGCACAGGGCAGUGAGCUGUGGUUGGCCACCAGCUGGGACCGGCGGCUCAGCGUCUGGGCUUGCGACUGGCGGAGGGGAAAGUGGCAGCUCCUCGACUGCUUCAGCUUCCCAGCCCCUGCCAGCCCCCAGGGCAUCAAGAGCCUCCCGCCCAGCCUGGCUGCCUUCUGCCCUUGGAAACCUUCCACCUUGGUCUGUGUGGGCUUCGGGAUGCAGAAGGAAGCUUUGUUUUACAGCCUGCAUAAGAAACAGGUGGUCCAGAGGAUCUCCCUGCCCUACUUGGCCACCUCGCUCAGCCUGGCUCCUGCUGCACGCCUCAUGGCCAUCGGCUCCAGGGAGCGGCUCCUGAGGCUGCUGCGCAGCCCCGGCAGCGGUGCCCAGGACUACGCCGGCCACGACGACGCCGUCCACUUGUGCUGCUUCUCCCCCUCCGGCCGCCGCCUCCUCACAGCCUCCCACAGCGCGGUCCUUGCCUGGGAGGUCACGGGCGGCUGAGCCGAGCGUCCCCGCAGCCGGCAGCGCUCCUUCAGCGGGGAGCCGGCGGAACUCUUUGAACCAGGCUCCGGCUCAUGGGCAAGGCCCCGGGCAGGGCUCAGCCUCCCGGCGCAGGAGGCAGCGGGUGCCCGGCGGGGAUGCGCCUCGGAGCCUUGGUUUUGCCCUUCGCUUUCAUCGUUCCUCAAUAAAGCAGCGGGAGUUGGA